CUACUUUGAGUGCAGCCUAGGCAGAGAGACCGCUCUGGACGCCACUGCAUCACCGCCUUCGAGGCAACGAAACAAUCCCUAGUGCACCUCCUCCCCCGGUUCUACUUUAUUUCAACUUCCCUGUGGCCUCGUUUUUCUUGCUUUUUCAAUAUUUCUUGCCUAGAAGCAGUUUUCAUAUCCCAAAUCGCCAGCCAUGGCAAGCCCCACGACCGGCUACUCCAUAAACGUCAACGACCCCAGCUUGAUUUCGCUAGUUAACAGGCUUCAAGAUGUCUUCUCCACAGUCGGUGUACAAAACCCGAUCGAUCUGCCCCAAAUCGCCGUCGUCGGAUCGCAGUCCAGUGGAAAGAGUUCAGUGCUAGAGAAUAUCGUCGGCCGGGAUUUCUUGCCUCGUGGCUCUGGAAUCGUCACUCGGAGACCCCUUAUCCUGCAGCUUAUCAACAAAACUCCCACCCCCACCACAAAUGGUGACACCAAGUUGGAGACGACCGACAGCGAGUCCAACGUGAACGAGUACGGUGAAUUCCUGCACCUACCCGGGGAGAAGUUCUUCGAUUUCAACAAGAUUCGGGAAGAGAUCGUGCGUGAAACGGAAACCAAGGUCGGAAAGAAUGCCGGAAUCUCGCCCUCCCCCAUCAACCUGCGCAUCUACUCCCCCAACGUCUUGACCUUGACCCUCGUCGAUUUGCCUGGUUUGACCAAGGUGCCCGUCGGAGACCAACCGAAGGAUAUUGAGAAGCAGAUCCGUGAUAUGGUCCUCAAGUAUAUCAGCAAGCCCAACGCAAUCAUCCUAGCAGUCACUUCGGCCAACCAAGAUCUUGCCAACUCCGAUGGUCUGAAGCUGGCACGUGAGGUGGACCCAGAGGGUCAGCGCACCAUCGGUGUGUUGAGUAAGGUCGAUCUGAUGGACGAUGGAACCGAUGUGGUGGAUAUUCUCGCUGGACGAAUUAUCCCCUUGCGCCUGGGUUAUGUGCCGGUGGUCAACCGUGGCCAGCGUGACAUUGAGAACAAGAAACUUAUUGCUUACGCCCUGGAGAACGAGAAGAACUUCUUCGAGAACCACAAGGCAUACCGUAAUAAGGCUUCCUACUGCGGUACUCCAUAUCUGGCACGGAAACUGAACUUGAUCCUUAUGAUGCACAUCAAGCAAACACUGCCCGAUAUCAAGGCCCGCAUUUCCGCCUCCCUCCAGAAAUACACCGCAGAGCUAGCGCAACUAGGUGACUCUAUGCUUGGUAACAGCGCCAACAUUAUCCUGAACAUCAUCACUGAAUUCAGCAACGAAUACCGUACAGUCUUGGAGGGAAAUAACCAGGAGUUGUCCAGCAUCGAGCUGUCCGGUGGUGCUCGUAUUUCCUUCGUGUUCCACGAACUCUACUCGAACGGUGUCAAGGCUGUCGAUCCCUUUGACCUCGUGAAGGACAUUGACAUCCGGACCAUCCUUUACAACUCGUCCGGUUCCUCACCCGCACUAUUCGUCGGCACCACCGCCUUCGAGUUGAUCGUCAAGCAACAGAUCAGGCGACUGGAAGAGCCCAGCUUGAAAUGUAUCUCACUCGUUUAUGACGAGUUGGUGCGCAUUCUGAGCCAGCUCUUGACCAAGCAGCUGUUCCGCCGCUACCCCAUGCUGAAGGAGAAGUUCCACGCUGUCGUGAUUUCCUUCUUCAAGAAGUGCCUUGAGCCCACCAACAAGCUGGUCAAGGACUUGAUCAACAUGGAAUCCACCUACGUGAACACCGGCCACCCCGAUUUCCUGAACGGACACCGCGCCAUGACUCUCGUCAACGAGCGUCAGGCAGCCGCCAAGCCUACACAGGUCGACCCCAAGACCGGCAAGCCUCUGCUCCCAGCCCGUGCCCAGAGCCCCUCGCUCGACACCACUGGUGAGGCCAACAACAACAGUGGGUUCUUCGGCAGUUUCUGGGCUUCCAAGAACAAGAAGAAGAUGGCCCUCAUGGAGGCUCCUCCCCCAACUCUCAAGGCUUCAGCUAGCUUGUCUGAGCGUGAAGCCACUGAAGUUGAGGUUAUCAAACUCCUGAUUAACUCCUACUUCAACAUUGUCAAGCGCACAAUGAUCGACAUGGUCCCCAAGGCCGUCAUGUACACCCUGGUCCAAUUCACCAAGGAUGAGAUGCAACGCGAACUCCUGGAGAACAUGUACCGCACCAACGAGCUCGACGAACUCCUCAAGGAGAGCGAUUACACGACCCGCCGACGAAAGGAAUGCCAACAGAUGGUCGAGAGCCUGGGUCGCGCCAGCGAAAUCGUCAGCCAAGUCCAGUGAUGAAAUAGUGGACUUGGUCACCAGACGAUUUUUCCCCAGAGGAAAAAAUCAUCCCAUUGACCACUGCAUUGGCGGAGUUGGGCUCCUCGCAUCUCUUUGUGAUUUUUACAACACGAUCCGAAUAUCCUGACUAUACUCCGUACUUGCUUUGCUGUUCCUACCAUCCCUUGGUUAGCGACUUGUUCCGUUGGUCCUUAUUUAGAUGUUGAUCUGGGUGGUUCGGGUUCGGGGUUCAGAUUUCUGAGUUGCGUCCUUGGUGAUCGUCGUCUUUGGUUCCGAUACGAAGGGGGAGUUCUUUGCUUCGUCCUGCUAUGUGUUUCUUUUCGUUUUUUUUCUUUCCAAUUUGAGAGCUCUAUACCGUUUUCCUUUCCCAUUGCUUGGUAUGCUGUCUGUGUUCACGGACUUCCUACCAUGGACGCCCGGAUGAUUGUAUCAAUUAAUGAUUAUAUCUCUGCUUUAUGACUUAACUUAGAAUUCAGAUGUUGACUUUUCAAUGUUA
Messenger RNA from Penicillium samsonianum, 2783 nucleotides. RefSeq names its product dynamin-like GTPase vpsA. Lineage: Eukaryota; Fungi; Ascomycota; Eurotiomycetes; Eurotiales; Aspergillaceae. The coding region runs from base 194 to 2284 and encodes 696 amino acids. Gene Ontology annotation, biological process: peroxisome organization. The record is from RefSeq and is a predicted model, not a curated record. Gene Ontology annotation, molecular function: GTP binding; microtubule binding; GTPase activity. Gene Ontology annotation, cellular component: peroxisome; cytoplasm; membrane. The transcript has 7 exons.